AUGGAUUCACAAAAAGAUAAAAAAGUUUUCUAUGUCACAGGAGCAUCAAAGGGUUUGGGUUUAUGUCUUACAAAUCAAUUAUUGAAAAAUGGAUUUUAUGUAGCUUCAACUAGUAGAAAUAAGGAAGGCUUAAUAAAAAGUGUUGAUGAGGAAGUUAGAAAUUCAAUAAACUUUUUACCAUUACAAGUUGAUGUAGGAGACGAACAUUCAGUUCAAAAAUCAAUUGAUGAAACAAUUUCAAAGUUUGGAAGAAUUGACAUUUUAAUUAAUAAUGCAGGUUAUGGUAUUCAAGGAGCAACUGAAGAAUUUUCAGAAAGUGAUAUUAAUGUAAAUAUUAAUAUUAACCUUAAAGGAGUUUUGAAUACAAUAAGAUGUGCUUUACCACAUUUACGUGCUAAUAAAUUCUUUGAUGAUGGUCCACGUAUUAUUAACAUUUCAUCUAUUGCAGGUAGAUUUUGUAAUUAUUUUCCAGGAUUUUCAGUUUAUGGUUCUACAAAAUUUGCUAUUGAUGGAUUAAGUUUGGGUUUAAGAAUCGAACUCAAAGAAUUUGGAAUUCAUGUUUCCACUGUUAAUCCAGGUUAUUUCCGUACUUGUUUCUUACAAAAAGAUGUAUUGGUUCGUCCUUCAAAAGUUAUUAAGGAAUACACAUUGGUUAAUAAAAGUAAAGAGUAUCAUGAUUCAGAAUUAAAUAAUAAACAACCAGGUGAUCCAGAAAAAGGUGCUACUGCAAUUAUUAAAUUUGCAUUAUUGAAAAACCCAUCACCAAUGCUUUUAUUAGGAUCUGAUGCCAUUAGAUAUGCAAAAAUGAGAAUGGAAGAGAUUGAAGAUUCAAUAAAAACUAAUAUAGAGAUUUCUUUAUCCGCAGAUUAUGAUGAAUAA
Dictyostelium discoideum AX4 is the source of this 879-nucleotide messenger RNA. RefSeq lists its product as hypothetical. The transcript is spliced from 3 exons. NCBI's taxonomy places the organism in Eukaryota, Evosea, Eumycetozoa, Dictyosteliales, Dictyosteliaceae. Bases 1 to 879 code for a protein of 292 amino acids. The record is from RefSeq and is a predicted model, not a curated record.